Molecule: messenger RNA, 789 nt
Organism: Penicillium canescens
Lineage: Eukaryota; Fungi; Ascomycota; Eurotiomycetes; Eurotiales; Aspergillaceae
Product: Aminoacyl-tRNA synthetase class 1a anticodon-binding
Exons: 3
Coding region: 163-789 (208 amino acids)
Biological process (GO): leucyl-tRNA aminoacylation
Molecular function (GO): leucine-tRNA ligase activity; ATP binding
Source: RefSeq, a predicted model, not a curated record
ACCAACUGCCCAUGUGCGUAAAUUACCAGUGGAGCUCUGCAUUACCAUACCGUACUUGACUCACAAACUGAACAAACGUCGAUUUUAUAUCUCGCCCCGCCAUCUUUUGUUCCCCUCCGAUAUUCAAGGGCAAUUCCGGUCAAUUCUGUACAUUCAGAAAUCAUGGCCGCCGCCGCUGCUUCCGCAGCUGCGCUCGAUCCGAGCAACAGCACAAAGAACACCCUCAAACUUGAAAACACCGAGAAGCGUGACACCUUGAUCGCCAUCGAGAAGAAGUACCAGGCACAAUGGAAGGAGAACAAGGUCUUCGAAGUCGAUGCGCCCUCGUUCGAGGAAGCGCCCCAGGGCUCCAUGACCCCCGCCGAGCUCCGUGAGAAGUACCCCAAGUUCUUCGGUACUAUGGCCUACCCCUACAUGAACGGUACCUUGCAUGCCGGCCACAGUUUCACUGCCAGCAAGGUGGAAUUCAUGGCUGGUUUCGCCCGCAUGGAGGGCAAGCGUGCCCUGUUCCCUCUGGGUUUCCACUGCACUGGUAUGCCCAUCAAGGCCUGUGCCGAUAAGCUCGCCAACGAGGUGAAGAAGUUCGGUCAGAACUUUGAAGGAUACGACGAGGAGGCAGAGAGUGCUGAGGCCGAGGGCAGCGCCCCGGCCCCCACACAAGAGGUCAAUGUCAAGGCUGAGGCCGAGAAGUUCUCCGGCAAGAAGAGCAAGGCCGCCGCGAAAAGCGUCAAGAUGAAUUCGCCGAUGCUGCGCACUGGCUGGACCACUUCCCCCUCUGGCCAUCCGUGA